Messenger RNA from Betta splendens (Siamese fighting fish), 1169 nucleotides. RefSeq lists its product as uncharacterized. Gene Ontology annotation, cellular component: membrane. The transcript is spliced from 5 exons. The annotation marks the transcript as partial. The record is from RefSeq and is a predicted model, not a curated record. Gene Ontology annotation, biological process: lipid metabolic process. NCBI's taxonomy places the organism in Eukaryota, Metazoa, Chordata, Actinopteri, Anabantiformes, Osphronemidae. Gene Ontology annotation, molecular function: oxidoreductase activity, acting on the CH-CH group of donors.
CUUCUGCUGGGAUCUGACUACUUCCUGUGUUCACCCUGUGCCUCUGUUCGACCCACGUGUUGGGAGCCUCGCUUCUCUGAUGACUACAAGUCACACCCAGCGGUGAACUUUGCCCACACUGUGCGGUUCAGCCGUCGGAGGGGACGCCACCCUGAGCUGCUGGCUGAGCUUCGGGACGUGACAAUGGGCAGCAUCGUGCUUAAAUGCGCCGUGACGGACCUGGGCAUCCAGUGGUGCUGCUGGGCUGCGGCCGCGCUGCUCAGAACCGAGAGGUUUUACGACUUGGCAGGGUCUGGCACAUUUAUAUUACUUGCCCACCUGAGUCGUGUUUGGGGCGGAGCCAGCCACGGCCGCCAGAAGGUGCAGACUGGGUUAGUCACAGCAUGGGGCCUCAGGCUGGGAACUUUCCUCUUCAUGCGGAUCUUGAAGGACGGUCAUGAUCGCAGGUUCAAUAAUGUCAGAGACAGCCCAGGGACUUUCUUUGUAUACUGGACUAUUCAAGCCGUGUGGAUAUUUAUGACCCUCCUGCCCACCCUAAUGCUGAACAGUGAAAAGCGAGAUGUGCCUCUGGGAGUCAGGGACUACAUCGGCUGGACUAUGUGGGCCCUCGGUUUUGCUACCGAGGCUAUUGCUGACCAGCAGAAAUGGCUUUUCAAGCGUGACCCAGAUAAUGCUGGAAAGUUCAUCCAAAGUGGACUAUGGGCUUACAGCAGACAUCCCAACUACUUUGGAGAGAUCCUGCAGUGGUCAGGUCUGUGGCUCUCAGCCUCAUCGGUGAUGCAGGGCGCCCAGCACCUGAGUGUGGCGUCGCCUCUCUUCGUCUGGUUCCUGUUGCGUUACGUCAGCGGCAUCCCCAUCCUGGAGCGGCAGGCAGGGAAGAGAUGGGGGUCCGACCCAGCCUUCCAGGACUACAUCAGAAACACUCCUCUGCUUUGGCCUUUACCAAAGUUUUAAUGCUAUUAAACAUUCAAUCAAGCACUACACCAAUGACUGCCUCACACAAGGCUGUAGUCAAGUCAUUCUGUGCUCUGAACCUGUGUGAAUAUUGUUCAGUGUAUUUUUAUAAUUGACUUUCACUGCAGGUCUUCUGUAAAAUAAUAAUCUGACAAAUAUUUAGAUAUUUUUGUAGAAUAUCACAAAUGAGAUUAUUAAGAGCAUUUGCAAGUGUG